GCCAGAGCUGCUGCUGGACCAAGUCCUUGCAGUCUGUCCCACGCCACAGACACACUCCCAGCCUGGACCUCAGACCUCUACUAGGACCCAGACCCUACGCCUCUGACACAGCCUAUCCACAUCCCUCAGCCUGCCUACUUCGCGCCAUGCUUGGGCCCCUGGCCUUACUGGCCGCGCUCUGGGCGCUGGGGGCUGCCAAAGCCGAGGCGCUGCAUAUCGGAGCUUUCAACAUCCAGUGCUUCGGCGACAGCAAAGUGUCGGAUCCGGCCUGCAGCGGCGUCAUCACGCAAAUCCUCGCUGGCUAUGACAUCAUGCUCGUGCAAGAGGUGCGAGACUCCGACCUGAGCGCCGUAUCCGCGCUCAUGGAGCAGAUCAACAGCGUGUCCAGGCACCAGUACAGCUUCGUGAGCAGCGAGCCCCUGGGUCGGGACCAGUAUAAGGAAACGUACCUGUUCGUCUACAGGAAGGACGCGGUGUCGGUCGUGGACACGUACCAGUACCCAGACCCGGAGGACGCCUUUAGCCGUGAACCUUUCGUGGUCAAGUUCUCUGCACCCGGCUCCGCUGCGGAGGAGCUGGUAUUGAUUCCUCUGCACGCGACGCCGCACCACGCCGUGGCCGAGAUCGACGCGCUCUACGACGUGUACCUGGACGUGAUCGACAAGUGGGGCACCGACGACAUCCUGUUCCUGGGCGACUUCAACGCCGACUGCAGCUACGUGCGGGCGCAGGACUGGCCAGCCAUCCGCCUGCGCAGCAGCGAGGUCUUCAAGUGGCUCAUCCCGGACAGCGCCGACACCACGGUGGGCAACUCGGACUGUGCCUACGAUCGCAUCGUGGUCUGUGGCGCCCACCUGCGCAGGAGUCUAAAGCCCCAGUCGGCUGCCGUGCGCAACUUCCAGGAAGAAUUUGGCCUGGACCAGGCUCAGGCCCUGGCCAUCAGUGACCAUUUUCCUGUGGAGGUGACCCUCAAAUCCCACUGACAGCCCUGAGGCCUGGCCACAGCAGGCUGCCUGCGGACUCUGGCCACAAAGAGCAAGCCCCACAGGGCUCAUUCAGGAUGGCCAGCCAACCCCAAGCAAGGCUGCAGGGUACGGUCAGCUGGGCCAGGAUACAUGAUGGGACCACUCAGAGCCUGGUUCCCCACCUGUGAAGUGGGCUGCCACUACCUACCUCAUAAGGUUGUGAGAAGCACCCCACAGAGUGCUGGGCACACAGCUGAGCUUAAUAAACAGUGCACACUCAACCAGGACCCUACACACCUGUGUCAGCUCCAAUGCCUCUAUGUCCUUUCUUAGGACUCAGCCCUUCUGGGGCACAAAUCUUGGUCCUGCAGCCCAGCAGGUCUCUGGUCCCAGCCCAUUUAGGGGACAGGGACAGCCUGGCUUGCCCAUUCCACAUCCUGCUGGGAACUGACUGCCUCCAGCCCAGGCUGGCUCCAGAAGGCAGCUCCUGUGCUCACUAGCUGAAGCUCCGCGCUCUUUCUUUGUGCAAACUAAAUGCUUUUAAGCACCUGUACUGAGUGCAGCUGGGGGUAAGGGCUCAAAGGUAGUGUGGAUGUACAAGGCCAACCUCCCAAUCCCCGGUGUUCCUCCUAUAGCCCUCGUUCCCAGGUCUAUGGGCUGCUUGCAGGCACUUGUGUUUGUGAGGGUCCUGUCCCAUCCAGCACUGGAGUUGCGAGGGGGAGGUCAGGAAGGCUGGCCCCCUGCCCUCAGCUGGUUGGCGGCCCUGGGACAUGUGAGAGCCUCUCAUUGGUGAGCAGGCAGGUUGUGUUAAGGUUCCUGCCCACAGAACCCAAACAGCCCACAGUGGUACAGCCUCUUCAAAGGUACCUUCCUGGUGGCUUCUUCCUCAGGAGACCUGGGCUGGGCAAGGACUCAGCAGGGAGGACAGUGGUCUGCGCCCUGGGUAAGCCCAUCACCUGAGAGUUGGAACAAACAGAACUGGGGUACACAGUGUCACCGACAGUGGCCUGAUAAAGUUUCUGGCUUUCAAAGCAUCUCACCUUUGGCAGGAUUUAACUUGCCUGAACUGCAUGGGAGGGAAGAACGUUUGUUUCAAGGGUUUGGACGAGCUUUUCUUGCUAGAUCUUUCCAAAGUAAGAUUUAAGACACCUGCAAUGUAAAAUGCCUCCCUCCUCCCUCUCCAAGUCACCCAAUUUCUCUGAAAUUUGUAGAGGCUUUCCAUCCAAACAAACAUGGCGGCCCAAGGGCUUCCCCUUUUCCUUUUCUUGUGUGGCUUGUCAGGGCCCACAACUACCUGGCCUUAUGCCUCUAGCAAUCAGGCAUCCCACCAGCCAGGGAUGGGAAACUCAAGGACUUUAUUCUGCUCUGGGAGAGGAGAUACCCAAUGGUGACACUGCUGAGGUCCAGAAGGGCCCCACCUGCCAGUUUAUGGUUCCCAAAUCAAGACACUGCUUGCAAGCUGUGCCCCCCACCUCCCCAGCAGGCACAAAGGGCACUCAUGAAUGGCAGAAGGCCUUGAGACUACGGCUACGAGGAACAGGCCUUCUAGGGAGGUGAGCAAAACAAAGAGCUGAAAGUACUUUUAAAUUGGAAAAUACCUUAUUUAAAUCCCUCGGAACCACAGGGCCCCCAAAAGGGUGCAUACGGCUAAAAACCCUGCACGGGAAGGCCCGCCCUUAGCCUUUCUUUUGUUUGAGCUUUUCUAAGUACAUCUGCAGGGACUUCUGGAUGGAGUCUCUGGAGAUGAAGCUGACAAAGUUCUGGAUGUCCAUGUCGCGCUGCUUCACCAGGCGGUCUGCUGUGGCCUUUCGCAUCAUGUUCUUGGUCAGCUGUCGAGCGUGAUCUGAAGAAGAUGGGGCCUACCUGUGAAAACCCAUGCUCUGCUCUGGGACAGUGCUAUUCCCAAGCUUUCCGAGACAGUUUCAACCGAAACUCUGGUAGAAAACUUAGAAAAUUCAAGUAAGCAAAGAGAAGAAAAUGAAAACCACCUGAUCCCUACUGUCCACCGAUUUCUUUUAAAAAUAUACAGGAUAACGGACUCCCCUGGUGGCUCAAUGGUUAAGAAUCCACCUGCCAAUGCAGGGAACACGGGUUUGAUCCCUGGUCCGGGAAGAUCGCACAUACCUUGGAGCAACUGAGCCCUCGCACCACAACUACUGAAGCCCAUGUGCCCUAAGGCCCGCAUGCCACAACUACUGAGCCCAUAUGCCACAAAUACUGAAGCCCUCGUGCCUAGAGCCCGUGCUCUGCAACAAGAGAAGCCACCACAAUAAGAAGCCCGCACACAGCAACGAAGGCCCAAUGUAGCCAAAAAUAGAACAACAACAAAAAUAAUGAUCUUGUGAAAGCUGCCCUUUUAACCUGUUAUUUUCCCUCAACUGUAUUGUCGGGCAUGUUUUUCAUGUCAGUAAAUAUUCUUUUACAAUGUAAUUAAUAGCUGCAUGGCAUUCAGGCAUCAGCAAACCUGGCCCCCCACAGUUCAAGAGCUAAGAAUGGCUUUUACAUUUUUAUAUAGAUGGAAAAAAAAUUUUAAAGGGUAAUAUUUUGUGA
Molecule: messenger RNA, 3515 nt
Organism: Hippopotamus amphibius kiboko
Lineage: Eukaryota; Metazoa; Chordata; Mammalia; Artiodactyla; Hippopotamidae
Gene: DNASE1L2
Product: deoxyribonuclease 1 like 2
Exons: 8
Coding region: 147-983 (278 amino acids)
Biological process (GO): DNA catabolic process
Cellular component (GO): nucleus
Molecular function (GO): DNA nuclease activity
Source: RefSeq, a predicted model, not a curated record